Messenger RNA from Uloborus diversus, 1485 nucleotides. It is a transcript of the gene CycB, whose product is annotated as G2/mitotic-specific cyclin-B-like. Gene Ontology annotation, molecular function: cyclin-dependent protein serine/threonine kinase regulator activity. Gene Ontology annotation, cellular component: cyclin-dependent protein kinase holoenzyme complex; cytoplasm; nucleus. Bases 134 to 1300 code for a protein of 388 amino acids. The record is from RefSeq and is a predicted model, not a curated record. The transcript has 8 exons. Gene Ontology annotation, biological process: mitotic cell cycle phase transition; regulation of cyclin-dependent protein serine/threonine kinase activity. NCBI's taxonomy places the organism in Eukaryota, Metazoa, Arthropoda, Arachnida, Araneae, Uloboridae.
CACGAGGCAGAGUGCCAACUUUAAAAAUAUUUUCUGAAGCAGCCAUAGUUGUUGUAGAAAAUUUAGCUAUCUUUUAAAUGCUUUGAAUUGAAAAUUAUAUCGUUUUCUUUGUAAUUAUUUUUGUAGUUUUGAAAUGGAUACUCUGGUAAACCGUGAAAAUGAAAAUGCUGUGGCUAACAAACAACGUGUAGAGACACGAUUUGGUGGUGUGCGCAAACCCCUUAGAGGUGUGGAAAACAAAGCUAGGAAUGUACCUGUUAAGGCUUCUUUCAAGGACAAAGCCAAGGUGAUCUCUGUGGCCGUAAAUGCCAAAGAAAAUGUGAAGGUUAACAAGCUUGUCAAGACUGGUAAAGUUAAAUCUGAACAGAAAGAGGCUUUAGAGACAAUACCAACACAACUGUUGGCUUCCCUUCCUGUCGUUAAAUCGGAGGAAGUAAAAUGUCCAGAUAAACUGCCUGAAAAUGUUGACGACAUUGAUUCUGAAGACAAAGAGAAUCCCCAGCUCGUUAGUAUUUAUGUCAAUGACAUUUAUAGAUAUCUCUGGAAAUUGGAAGUCUUAUUUCCCAUUAAGAGGCUGCAUUUACAGAUGCAGCCAGAAAUAACUGGAAAGAUGAGAGCAGUCUUAAUAGAUUGGUUGGUUCAAGUUCAUCUGAAAUUCCACUUACUUCAGGAAACUUUGUAUUUAACAGUGUCUAUACUCGACAGGUAUCUUCAGGUGGACUACGUAAAACGAGCAGAAUUGCAGCUUGUAGGUGUGACGGCAAUGUUUAUUGCCUCUAAAUAUGAGGAAAUGUAUGCUCCGGAAGUUGGAGAUUUCGUUUAUAUUACUGAUAACACUUACACAAAACAAGAAAUUUUUAAGAUGGAAAGAAAGAUGUUAAGAAAGUUAGAUUUCAACUUGAGCAAACCUUUACAUUUACAUUUUCUGAGGAGAAAUUCUAAAGCAGGCAAUGUUGAUGCCACUAUGCAUGCCUUGGCCAAAUAUCUAAUGGAGUUGGUUCUUCUUGAAUAUGAAAUGUCUCAUCACAGUCCUUCUAUUGUAGCUGCAGCUGCUUUAAAUCUGUCUCUAAGGCUAUUAGCAGAUUUUUCAUGGAAUGAUACGUUGAAGUAUUUUAGUAACUAUUCCGAAGAGGACAUUAUGCCUGUGGUAAAAGCUUUGGCUAAAAUUGUAAUUAGAGCAGAUUCAUCAAAACUUCAAGCUGUACGUGCGAAAUACGCAAGCAGUAAACUUUGUAAAAUCAGCACAAUUCCUCAGUUGAAAUCUUCAGUUGUAAAGGAGCUUGCUGGAGCUAUUAAAUAAUUGCAAUACUUAAAAGAAAUUUUAAUUCAUUUCGACAAUCAUUAGUCUUCAAAAUUUGGACUUCAUUUAAAUGAAAUUUUAUAGACGAUUUUACUCUAGGUAUAUUUUAUGAAAGUGCUUUAUAUUCAUUGUUUCAUCUAUUUUAAUGCUAGUAUUAUGAUGCUUACUUGUAAAUACAUGCCAUU